CUGAGGGAGCUAGAUAGUGUUAUAAUGGAUAUCGACCGAUUGGUGUCUUCAAUAGAAGAUAUGAUGCCCCAUGAAUUGCUCAUGUCGUCUAAGCGUUGCAUCUUCAAAACCCCUGUCAUUCUCUUCAGGCACAAUAAGAAAGCUUAUAUUCCAGAUGCAUUUUCUAUUGGGCCUCUCCAUCAUGGCAGUCCAAACUUGAAAGCCACAGAAAAAAUUAAAGCCAAGUAUUUGCAAGGCCUUAUCUCUCGAUCACCUUUUCCAGAUACAUUAAUGCUAAGAACUCUCAUCCGUUCCAUCAUGGAGGUGGAGAAAGAGGCUCGUGAGUGUUAUGCUGAAGCAGUCAAUUACAACCCAGAAGAACUAGUGAAAAUUUUGGUAAUUGAUGGUUGCUUUAUAAUUGAGUUGUUCCGCAAGAAAACUUGUCAGGAGCUUAUAGAAGAAGAUGACCCUAUUUUCACCGAGUCCUGUAUGUUACAAUUUCUAUGGCAUGACUUUAUAUUGCUAGAAAACCAAGUCCCUUGGAUGGUAAUUGAGAUUUUGUUCAACUUGACAAAGUUUUCAAACUGCGACAAGCCCCUAAUUCUACUUGCCGCGAAUUUCUUGGAAAGCUUCCUUUUUCAGCGGUUAACAUAUUCGAGAGUUGGCAUUUGGAUGACUACCACUCUUCCGUCCAUGAAUAUAAAAGGCAUCAAGCAUUUUCUUGACCUGGUCAGGAAAUUGUCUACUUCAUUUAUUGAAGAAAAGAGAGAAAGCAUAGUGCAAUGGGAACUCCUGCCUUCUGCUACGAGGCUCGUGGAGGCCGGAAUCAAAUUCAAAAGGGGUGCGUAUGGAAGCCGAUUGGAGGUAAAAUUUAUUGAUGGUGUUCUAGAAAUUCCUCCAUUUCAAAUUGACGACGUAACAGAAACAGUGUUUCGAAAUCUUAUCAGCUAUGAACAAUGUCACCCCAAAUGUGAAGCUAGGAUCACUUCCUAUGCCAUACUCCUAGACAACCUCAUAAAUACUGCCAAGGACAUAGAUAUUCUAUGCAAGAAUCAGAUAAUUCAUAACUGGUUGAAUCCUGAGGAUGCGGCCCAGCUCUUCAACAAGCUUUACCGAGAUACUUACUUGGAACACUUCUACUACACAAACCUUUGCAAGCAAGUGAAUAGUUUUUGCAAGCGUAGGUGGCCUAGAUGGCGUGCAGUGUUUGUGCGCAAUUAUUUCAACACACCAUGGGCUUUCCUUUCGACAUUAGCUGCAGUUUGCCUAUUGGUCAUGACCUUGUUACAAACUUUGUACACCAUUGGUGGCCGCGACGGAUCUAAAAAUUUGUAUUAG
Messenger RNA from Corylus avellana, 1317 nucleotides. RefSeq names its product UPF0481 protein At3g47200-like. The record is from RefSeq and is a predicted model, not a curated record. NCBI's taxonomy places the organism in Eukaryota, Viridiplantae, Streptophyta, Magnoliopsida, Fagales, Betulaceae.